Funneliformis mosseae is the source of this 690-nucleotide messenger RNA. NCBI's taxonomy places the organism in Eukaryota, Fungi, Glomeromycota, Glomeromycetes, Glomerales, Glomeraceae. The record is from the annotation of a GenBank genome assembly.
AUGACCCAAAUCACUAAGAUAAAUAAUCAUCAACCAUUUAUUCCAAAUUAUUUACGAGAUACUUGGAUAGACAAACAUAAUAAAACUUCUUUUAGUCCUAUACAUUUGCCUUCACGCUGGAAUCCCAACGAAUGUUCAACCAACUUGAAGAUUCAAGAUGGUUUUAGACUUUUAUAUACAGGGCUUGGACGAAAUAUUUGGGAUACCGGUGCUGUAAGAGCUAAUUGUCCAAUUCCUUUUGAAACCGGAAUAUAUUAUUUUGAAAUGGAGGUUAUUGAUAUGGGAGAAAGGGGUAAUAUUGGAUUGGGAGUUGGAAAGAAAAGUUGUCCUCUCAAUAGAAUGCCAGGAUGGGAAAGAGAUUCAAUUGGAUACCAUGGUGAUGAUGGUCCAAUUGGUAGAGAUUAUGGUGCCUUAUAUUCGACAGGGGACACGGCCGGAUGUGGUAUUAAUUACUUGGAUGGAACCGUAUUUUUUACAAAGAAUGGAAUUCAUCUAGGGAUCGCAUCAACAUAUAUAUUUGAUGGUGAUUUGUAUCCAACUGUUGGUUUAAUAAGCCCCAACGAAUGUAUUGAAAUAAAUUUUGGAAUGAAGCCGUUUGAAUUUGAUAUUGAUCAAUAUGCUAAGUAUGCAUUUGCUGAUGCUGAAAAUCAAAGGGACAAGAUAAAGAAAGAUUCGAUACUUUCAUUUUAA